Messenger RNA from Fusarium venenatum, 1833 nucleotides. RefSeq lists its product as uncharacterized. NCBI's taxonomy places the organism in Eukaryota, Fungi, Ascomycota, Sordariomycetes, Hypocreales, Nectriaceae. The record is from RefSeq and is a predicted model, not a curated record. Gene Ontology annotation, cellular component: recycling endosome; early endosome; WASH complex. Gene Ontology annotation, molecular function: actin binding; gamma-tubulin binding; alpha-tubulin binding. Gene Ontology annotation, biological process: exocytosis; retrograde transport, endosome to Golgi; endocytic recycling.
AUGCCGUCCAUUCUCAACGACGACGAUAAGGAUGCCGUCAAACGGUUCAUUCCUAAACAGUCCAACAAGAUCCAGGCCGUCGCUGUUGCUAGACUCUAUGUCGCCUAUCCCAAUCGCUCAAAAUGGACAUAUACCGGGAUACAGGGAGCCGUUGCACUCGUCAAUGAUCUAGUUGGAAAUACGUACUGGAUCAAGAUGGUCGAUAUCUCGCCCACCAACCGAGGAGUGAUUUGGGACCAGGAGAUCUUCGACACAUGGAACUACAACCAGGAUCGAACUUUCUUUCAUACCUUUGAACUCGAGGAAUGCUUGGCUGGCCUGAGCUUUGUCGAUGAGAAGGAGGCCAAACAAUUCAAAAAGAAAAUGGACGAGCGAGAAAAGAACGCCAGUCGAGCCACAAAGGCAACACCCUUCGGAGGAGGAGCACAACCAUCCCAUAAGCAUGGAUUGCUGGGAGGAUUGUUCAGCCAUCGCCAUUCUACCCAUCAUCCUACAGGCCCGACACCUCCGGAGUCUCCACGAAUGCCCGCAAAUUCCAUUCAACAUCACGUCAUUAACUCAACGCCCAAUCUCAAUGGCCACAGACAUUCGGAGUUUUCUCUAUUGGAUGCCUUUGAUCCCCUUUGGCGUGAGCACUUUGGAGCGGAUCUUCAGGACAAGGGCUUGACAGAUGACUUCAUUAAGGAGAACCAGGAGUUCAUCGUAGACUUCUUGAGGGAGGAGCAGCAGAAGGCUUCUCAACCUCACUCAACACCACCACCUCCACCAGCGCCAGCUUCACCUGCCAACGGUAAUGAUGGACGAAACUCUCGAGCUCCACCACCGCCUCCUCCUCCGCCGUCUGCUGGCCGUUCUCAAGAUGGACCUCCCGCGCCACCGGCCCCGAGAAAAGGCGGACCCCCACCUCCUCCGGCCCCCAGACGAUCUGGCAAGGCUGAGACUGCGCCUGAGCGAGCACCGUCACCUCCUCGACCCAAGUUUGGCGUACCACCACCAUUGGCAGAUGCAGGCAAGUUCGCUCACUCUGAGCCUCCCCGAGCUGUUCCAGCAGCACCCAACCCUGGACCACCACCUCCUCCGCGACCAGCAAAGACUCCAAUGGACUCGACGAAGAACGAGAGUCAUAGGUUUGGAGUCCCUCCUCCUUUCCCUGGCUCAAGGGUACCCCCGCCAACACCCAGCCGUGGAUCGGUUCCUCCUCCACCUCCUCCGCGCAGCGAACCCCCCGCAGCUCUUCCUCCGCCUCUGCCUCCAAAGGUGCCGACAAGCUCAGCUCCACCACUACCGCCUCCAAGCACCCGGCCUGUACCUCCUCCCCCAGCCGCGAGCUCCCACCCUCCAGUUCCUCCACCAUUGCCUCCAAUAACAAAUGGCGCACCUCCUCCACCACCUCCUCCUCCACCUCCUGGAGGUCCUGCUGCUCCUCCUCCUCCACCUCCUCCGCUGCCACCAAGCGGCGGUGCUCCUCCUCCGCCACCUCCUCCGCCACCUCCAGGAGGCCAUGGAGCUCCUCCUCCUCCUCCUCCCAUGCCUCCUGGUGGCGGCGCCCCUGCUCCCUCUGCUGCAGGAGACCCUAGUCGCUCUGCUGUGCUGGCAGGCAUUCAACAGGCUGGCGGCAUUCACUCUCUCAAAAAGGUUGAUCGCUCGCAGAUUCGCGAUCGUAGUGGUGCUCAAGUUGGUGGUAGCGACGUUGGCGGAAACAGUGCUACAGCCUCAGCUGUUAGUGCUUCAGGCGGUGGCGGUGGCAUGGCCGAUGCUCUUGCGGCGGCGCUGCAGAAGAGAAAGGAAAAGGUCUCGAAGAGUGAUGAUGAAAGCGAUAACGACGAUUGGUAA